Schistosoma rodhaini is the source of this 6102-nucleotide messenger RNA. NCBI's taxonomy places the organism in Eukaryota, Metazoa, Platyhelminthes, Trematoda, Strigeidida, Schistosomatidae. The record is from the annotation of a GenBank genome assembly.
AUUAUUAUUAUUAUUAUUAUUUCAGGACACCAUUUGCCAUCUGUAUUUUGAUCACCUUUCACAAUAGAUUCGUCCAUUUUAUGCUAAUUUUAUCAUAAACUGGUCACACCCUUAUAUACUCAUUACUAUUAUUAAUCUUUGUCUGGUGUGAGUUAAUUUAAGAACUAAUUUUCAUUUGUUUACCAACUUUGUUUAUCCACUAACUUUUCUUUGUCUAAUAAUGAGUAUUUUUAGAAAUAAACUUCUCAGAUUGUUAACUGUUGAUAAGGGGAAUUAUUAGAUAUUGUUUUGUAGUGCGCAGAUUGACUUAAUGCGCAGGUAUAGAGUUCAUAAGUUGGAAUAUUACUAGGAUAUAUUUGUGUAUCCCUGAAUUGUCACCAUAAAUAAUAAACGUUCAUUAUCUGUUUAUACUGAGAUAUUUAUCUUCCAGAACUACUAAUAACCCAUAAAUUGAGCUAUGUGAAGUAUGUAAUGAACCCAAUUACACUAUAUUUCUCAGCUUAGAAUAGUAAAAUAUAUGAACUAUUGGAUUUCAGUCUAUUAAUUGGAAAACGGCUUCUUAACAACGAUACUCAAAACACCUCAGGCUCUCUGUUGUAGAGGUUAGAUCGCUCGAACUCGUAAGAAGUCUGAAACUAAGGCAAAACAUCUAGUAAAUGCAUCUUACUUUUUUUACUCGUUUUUUUCCAGUUUAUGUUGUACUGAAAUUAACAGGGCCCACUGAGUUACAGGUUUAUAAAUCCAACCAGUUUCAAGUAAUAGGACAAGUGUGGGGAACUGAAAAGUAUUAAUCUAAGCUUAUUUUUCGUGGUUGUUAUAAUGUUUAGUCAGAAGCAGUUAUUAACGUUAUGAUUCACCCCACUAAGUUAUGAGUUAUUUUAAAGUUACUUUUCACAUAAAUCUUGUCUAAUGUUAGUUUUUCACCGUACUAAUAUGAACUCUUAUCUAUAAUCAUAUAGGUACGGAAGCUAAAUAAGUCAUUGCAAAGUAUGAUUGAACUAGUGUCGUAAUAGCGUAUAAAAGUUGGAUAUCAUUAGGCUUUUUGGAAACAAGUGUUCUACUCUAUGAGAAUGACAUCAAAACGGAAGUAUUGUAGAAUAAGAAUAGGUCAAAGCUUCUGUAUUUAAAUAGAUUUCACAAUAAAUGACAUUUUAGCAAUCAAAUUAUAAUUAAUUCACCAGAAGCGGCCCAUUCUAAGUUGAGUUUUUUAUUUCCACAUAUCCUAUUAAUCGAUUGCAUUGUGCAAUAAAACAGCCAGGAAUGUAAGAAAAAGAGACUACGACCGAAUCACAACUGAAUUCUUUUAACAUUUCUUUUAUUCAAUUGUUGGUAGUAGUGGUAAUAUGCAUUGUUCAACUUAUAAGGAGUAUGAUUCUGUUAUUUUUUUGCAUCUAAGUAGAGAGUGAAUCGAUUAUUCUAAUUGAAAUAGAUUAUUUAUAAGUAUGUGUAUAAUUAUAUGUAUUGUCUGCUUGUGUAUCUAAUUAACAUUGUAUAAUUAUUGAUACUUCUUUUUUGUACUACAGAGAUUUAUUUUCUGAUUGUAUCUCUUGGUUGAGAAAUUUCAUAGUUAUGCACUUGUUAUCGUAAUAGUUUCUUUUGAUAAGACAUAUUGUUGUUUUUCUUCAUUUCACCCUAGAUAAUAACAUAAAAUGUCAUUAUUGUUAUUUAUGUAAUUUUAAAACUUUUUAUUAUCCAUGUAUGAAUACUUGUGGAUGACUUGUCACUAAUAAUAAGUAUUGUUAUAAGCAUCAAUUCUUAUUGCAAAAGAUGUCUAAUAAUUAGGCGUUGGUUUGUUUUAAUGCUUUACGUAUUGUUGUUGUUAUUAUUAUAAGUCUCGAUUGACCUUUGUCUCUUAUGCCACCCACAACAUAGGUUACCCCAUCAAUUUCAAGUGAUGACAUUAGAUUAUACCUCAAAGGUAUGACAUAGCGUAUUUUUCAAUUUGUCUUGAAAUAAUUUGGAGACGAUUUUGUCUUUAGUAUUUUUGAUUGUGUCACAUUCUGUGAAUUAAUUAAUUGAUCAUGUCACUUAAAAACACCAUCAUACCUUUUUUUAACCCAAAGAAGAAGGAAAAAUCACCCAAAAAUAUAUGAAUUGCUCAUGGUACCCUGAAAUUGUUCAAAGAUCGUUUUCUUACUUAUUUGAUUUUAAUAAUACACAUCUGUUGUAUUAAGUCUGGUAAUACUACAGUUGCAAUCGCUGUAAUCGAUGGAAUAGGUGAAUUGACUUGGAACUUGUUUCUUCAUUAGUUAGAAGUUUAGUGUUUAUACCAUAAUCCAACUACUUCGGUUAUUUGAUAGGAUUAUCAGUUGCUGAACAUAUAUAACACUACAAUUAUGUACUUUUUCCAUCAGGAGUUUUUAUCUGGUACUAUUUAUAAUUGACUUAAUAAAUAAUGAUGGCUUAUCGCAGGAAUGAAGGCUUUUUCAACCAAAGAAAAUAGGUUUUUUGGUAGAAUUACCAUGUUUCCAGUACGAGAAUGGUCAUUCAUCAACUUCUAUUCUAAGACGUUGAAUUGAGAUGGAUUGGGGUGGAGACUAAUCGUCAUUUGAUGGUGCAUUAGUUGGUUGGGUUGCCUGUUUAUUUUCUUAUUGAUGAAAAUCAACAAGUGUGGAUAUCUGAAGUCUCUACAUUUGACACAGACAGCGAUGUAUUCUUACCUGGGCUUCAACGAUUUAUCAUCACUUGCACUCCGUUUCCUUCAGUCUUUUUUUUCAAAGUUCCCAUUUUGUAUUGACGUGUACGAGUAACAUGUUUUUAAAACGGGAAUAAUUUUUAAAGGGUAUUAAAUUAUCCCACCACCUCAGUGUACGGUGGUAAUGUGAACCAAGCCCUUGUUGCAUCAGUUACUUCAUUCAACCAAAUAUGGUGAUUGUGCUAUUAGUUUACUGUCAACAUGUUAUAUGAUCAAAGGUAUAUGCGACAUUACGUAUCAUUAUGUCGAUUUUUGUAAAGCUGUUUUGAUCGAUCUUUUAGGUUAAGUUCAGCAAAUCAUUAAUCUUGUUUUGGUCAACAUUGUUUUUUGUACUUAUCUCGUUUAUUUACUCAUUUAUGCUUACCUUUCUAAGCUAAACCGUCAGUUCAUGUCGAUCCAGUUUCUUUUCAACACAAGAACUUCAAGAUUUUAAUUUAAACGAUGGUAGAGGAUUGCCAACCGUAGUUCUUUGUGGUCUAAGAGUUAGUCAGAUGGCUCAAACUUAUGAAGAUUUGGAUGCUAUUACACAACUGUUAGAGGAAAAACAAACAGAUCUUGAAUUGGCAGCGAAGAUCGGUAAAAAUCUGUUGGCGAAAAAUCAUGACCUUCAGUCGAGACUAUUGGAGACUGAGAAGAAUCUUAAUGCACGUGAUGAAGUUAUUAGUCAGCUAAAUCAUAAUCUCACUGUCAAAGAUAAUUUACUACGUAUAUUCCUAAGAGAUUCCGAUCAAAUUACUGAUAUUAAUGAUGAUGAAGUUAGCGUAUUAUCCAGUGGACGUGCAUCACCUGUUCGCAGUCAGCAGGGAUUAUCGUCUAGUGCCGGAGGAGGUGAUGGAUUUUCCUUGUCUUCAGUCAACUUCGCACAGUUGCAUAAAAAACUUGGAGAUCUAGAAGAAGAAAAUAACUUACUGCGUCAAGAGCGCAAUCGAUUGUCUACUGCGGCUGAUCAAUUGGAUGAACAUGAAACUGCAUUAGUUCGAGAUUGUGCACGUCAAUUAAUUACUGCUAAUAUGCAUAUACGUAAUUUAUCCGAUGAGUUGGCUAAGAAGUCUGAUGCUUUCAUGAAUCAACAAUCUGAAAUUACUCGCCUACUUACAAGAGGCUUAGAUUUAGAGAAUCGUGUUAAGCAGUUGACAGCAGAAAAUGAAAUGUUAAUUGGUCGACUGAAAGAAACGCAAAUAUCGCAAUCAUUACUGACAAGUGAAUUAAAAAAUUUACGUGAUAAAUAUGAUGAGUGUCUAACGCUUUAUAAUGAAGCUAGGUCGGAAAUUCGGGGUUUACGUAAACGUUCUCGUCGUGGUUAUUAUCGUCCUAAUUCACUUAUAUCCAGUAGUUCUGUAGUGAACACUGCAGUACUACCCUCACUGCCACCUUCCUACUUAAAUGGAGCCGCUUUAACACCACAGUCAGAUCCGGAUCCUAUGUAUCACUGUCAUCAUUCGUCAUUAUCCGCUAAUCAGCUAGUCAGUGAUGGCAGUACAUCUUCUCUGGACAUGUUGACUACACAAAAUCCAAGUUCGGAUCACUUGGAAACUUCAUUAGCUGCAGAUUUGGUACAUGCAAAAAUGAAAGAACAUGCGAAAGAUAAUAUGAAGCAUUUAUUUCGAGCAAUGGAUCAAGUUCGUCAUACGCAUACACUCAGUAAUGAUCCGACUACUACUCCCACUGCUACUACCACAAUUAAUUUUAAUAAUGACGAUAAAAGUAGCCAUAAUAUUACAUUAAUUGAAUCAGGUCUGGAAGAUACUGUUUCCAGCAGUGGCUUUGUUAGUGGAUCAGAACCGUCAGAUAAUCCUCACAAGCAAAGAUUCGUUAAAAGUGAACAAACGUCUAAUUCUGGAAGUCCGUAUUCAACUAGACCAUUUAUUCCAGGUUUUGUCAGCCCUAUUCACUUGACUUGUGCUGAAAGAAGUAAAUCUGAUGCAGUAAAUUAUCGCUUUCGUCAAUCUACAAAUCCGAUUUAUUUACUAGAGUCUGAAAAACGACAUAGUUGGUUAGGUUGUGACGUAACUUCUGAUUCAUCUGAGAAAGGAUAUUAUUCGAUUCCUGAUAGUGGACUGAAUUUUCAAAACAGCUUUGAUGAUAGUCUACUUUCAUGUGACCCGAAUGUGGUCUGCACUAGUAAAGCAUAUUGCAAACUGCCUCAACGUUUGAAGUUAAUUAAACCGUUAGAUGGCUCUAAUGUUCUUCAACAUUGGCAGCAUUUAGCUACUCCUAGUUUUACCCGAGCACUUUUUGAUGCCCCACUACCUGGAGUUCAAAGUCGUGCUGGAGUACCAGAUUCAACCAACACGAACUGUUUGACGAUGGCUAGCGCUACCGACUCUCGACAACGUCCUGUUUCAGUCGGAUCAUCACCUUGUAUUUCAAACAGUUCUCAAAUUCCACUUAAAUGCAGUAGUUUGACUGCUCAUUCGCCUUCGGAUUUACCACACGGUCAACCAAAUAUGAGAUUAGUUCAAGAAUCGUUAGAGAAGUGUACUAAUCUAAACUGUAUUUAUCAACCGAUAAAAAUCUUGUACCGAUUUGGAUUCAGUUCAUCAACAUGUUUCCUCAAUAAUGGACUGAGAACACGAUCGUUAGAUCAUUUAGUGGCAGGAUCCUCAUCCUCAUCGUACAAUGAUAAAGAUAGUAAUAAUAAAUUUAUCCAGUUUAAUCAAGCGUUUGACCACGCAAAAAGUGACGAAUCUGCCUCAUCAUCAUAUCUUACCUCAUUUUCCUUAACUUCAUUAGUGUCUGCUUUAUUGCCGUUCACUACUACUGUUCUCCCAUCAUCAGUAUCAUCAUUUGAUCCAAAAGGUGUCACAAUCAACAAUAAAUUAACAAAAGCAAAAACACAACACGGUGAAUCAACACAUAUACGAUCGAAAUGUCCAUCAUCAUCAACAGCAGCUACCGGUUUACAAGGUUUACUUGAUGUAAAUAAAGAAUAUGCUGAUUCGUCGAAAUCAUUAUUACAUAGAACGUCAACAUCAAAAUCAAUUGAUCGUAGUGCAUUAUCUCCAAAUAGCAAUGUACCAAAUCCAAUUGCUCUUCCUAAUCCCCAACCUCCAACAUUAAUUUCUCCUAGCGUUAAUCGUACUACUAUUUCACAUUCACGUCCUGUACGUACUAGUAACUUGACAGAAAUCACUGAAGAGUCUAGUUCACCACCAUAAUCAGAAAAUGGUAAAAAAUCAUUGAUAUCUUCGGAAAAUCAAAAACAAUCACAAUCUGAAGAAGUAGUAGUAGUUCCAGAAAGGUCGAAAAAUUCGAAGUAGUAGAUUCAUUUAUUGAUGGAGUUGUUGUGUUAUUGUCACAUGUAGUAUCAAACAUAUAGAAUGGAUUAUUUAUUAUUAUAUCAUCAUUUGUGUAUCAGUUUCAUAUGAAAAUUUUAGUCUUUCAUUAUAUAUAUAUAUAUAUAUAUA